This is a messenger RNA of Phascolarctos cinereus (koala), 2726 nucleotides long. It is a transcript of the gene ARL6IP4, whose product is annotated as ARF like GTPase 6 interacting protein 4. The record is from RefSeq and is a predicted model, not a curated record. Lineage: Eukaryota; Metazoa; Chordata; Mammalia; Diprotodontia; Phascolarctidae.
CUUGGACUCAGUCCAAAGGCUGCACCCAAGGACCUAGAAGGCCAUGUGGCCUCGAGGCUGCAGGUUCCCCACCCCGGCAUAGAGGUUUCAGGCUGCUAGAUGUGGGCAGCCCUUCCUGCUUGAACCCCCCAAGACUGGUUCUGGUCUUGCCGGGGGAACGACUGCCUGCCUUGGCACCACGUUGCCGUGGCUAGCCCUGUGUAGGAUGGCCAGGCUGGGAGGUUACUCCUCCUCCUCCCCCCCGCCACCCCAGCUCGACCCGGAUCCUAAGAGCUUCCUGAGUACUCCCUGAGUAACCUGGACACUCCCCAUGGCCAACCAGGUGGCAUCCUAGGCGGUGGUGUGCAGAAUGGGACACUGAGUCAAAGGGAUCCUCUCCUCAUAAACUCCUGUGGCUGCCCAGUGAUGUUAGGGUCAGGUAUCAAAACUGCAGUUUGUCCUUUCUAAAAAAUAAGUUUCUAUUGAUGCCUUUUGUUUUCUACGUCAUAAUGUCCCCCGGUAUCCCUCUCUUCCCCUCCCAGAGAGUAAAUAAUAUUUUUUUAAGACAAAAAAGAGGAAGAGAAAUGAGCACCACUGAUCAAUACAUUGAAAAAGUCUAAAAAAAAAUACAGUAUGCAGUGUGUGUGGGCCUCCAUCCUCCUGUGCCUCUUUUUUCUUCUUUCUCUUGAACUACGCUUAUUCUUUAUCACUUGGUGGGGGGGGUCCUUUCCACUUACAUUGUUGUAAUCAUUGUGUAACAAUAGUUUUCUUCACUCUGCAUUCAUCACAUUCAUCAUUCAUUUCAUCCUUUUAAAAUUUGUUUGUGUUAGGUUUUAUGACAGUUAUUAGUAUGGUAGCAAGCGUAUAGAAUUUAUGAAUAAGCACAUAUGCAUAUAUUGAGGAUGAGCUUAAAAGUUUGUUCCUGAUAGGGAUGAGCCAGGAUCAAAUAAGUCUGGAGACCAUCCGUUGUAUUAGUGAGCAAUCAGGGCAUAGUGGAUGGACAGCUGGCCUCAGAGACAACUCUCAACAACUAUGGCGGCUGUUCACUGGCCUGCUUCAUGCCAUCCAGGAUCUAGAGCUGGAAGAGGUCUUAGGAUGAGACCUAACCAGAGCUGUGAUGUCAUUUCCAGGGUAGGACAUUCCCUCUGCCAAGGCAGAUAAUCAUUUUCUCUGAAAUAAUCCCAGAGGGCUGCCUGGAGGCAGAGGGAGAUAUAAACCAAAGUACUUGCAAAGUCAGAGGAUGAAGAUGGCUACCCAUUCAGGGGAAGGAGGCAGAAGCCCAGGGAUGAGGAGCUGUUGGAAGUUCUUCGGAGGACCGGAAGUAGGAAAGGGACUCUCCCCGUGGCCGCCCUCGGAUCUCGAGCUGGCUCCGCGGGGCCCCCGGCGGCGGUUUUUCCCGAUGGGUCGUUAGCAGCGCGGACAGCCGAGCGGAGCAGCCCCGCGGUGUGCCCUCCUCCAAAGGCGCCGUAGCAGGCAUGGCCCGUGGCCGGUCCCACAGGCACUCCAGGAGCCGCAGCCGCAGCGCCUCCCACGGGCCGCCAGAGCAGGGGGACAGGAGGAGGAGGAGGAGGAGGAGGAAGAGCAGUAAGGACAGGGGAAGGAGCCCCUCUGCCUCAGGCUCUCAGGGCCCAAGGAGCAGCCUGGCCUCCAAUGGGGAAGAGAGAAGCAGGGACAAAGCCCGGAAGAGAAGGCGGCCCAGGUCCUCCUCUUCUUCCUCCUCCACCUCUUCUUCCUCCUCUUCCUCUUCCUCGGGGGCCUCCAGUGGGGGCAGGAAAAAGCGAGGGAAGCGUAAGGACAAGAAGAGCUCAAAGAAGAAGGCAAAGAAGAAGCUGAAGAAGAAGAAGAAGAAGGAAAAGAAGAAGAAGGAGAAGGCGGCCAAGGCCAAGGUGGUAGAGGAGAUGCCGGGCCCCUCGCUGGACCAGUGGCGGAAAGAGCCCCUGGUGGAGAGUGGCCCAGUACUGACAGAUGAGCAGAAGUCCCGCAUCCAGGCCAUGAAGCCAAUGACCAAAGAGGAGUGGGAUGCCCGGCAGAGCGUCAUCCGCAAGGUGGUGGACCCUGAGACGGGUCGUACGAGACUCAUUAAGGGGGACGGUGAAGUUCUGGAAGAAAUUGUCACCAAAGAGAGACACAAGGCGAUUAACAAGCAAGCCACAAGAGGUGAUGGGCUGACCUUCCAGAUGCGAGCAGGUCUGUUGCAGUAAGACCCCCAGCCUCCUUCCUUCGACCUCCUGGUCCCCCAUGCCUGCCCCCAGACUGCUGUCUCCAUGGACUUGGGGGGCUCCCUGGGAGGGUAGCACUGGCUCCAGCUUGAAGAUGCCGGGCAUUACCACUGUCCUAUCCACUGCCUGAGGACAGCUGCCUAGGCCGAUGUGAGCAGGGGGUUUAUGAGCUCAGGGCCUGGCCCAAGCAAGAAAUGCAUGUUGAUGCCUGCCAAGAGUCCAGGAGAGCUGGACGGUGCCUGCAUUUUCACUGUCCUCCCUCCUGUAGGGAGUACCCCGGGGGCGGGGAGCUAGAGUCAUCUGAGCAGGCCUGGCUGUACUUGCCCCCAGACUUAGGCCCAGCUAAGAAGCAGCCACCAAGAAAGGCAGUGAGGCCUUGGAGGCUGGACUCCUAGAGUAGCUCAUUGGAGCUCUCUCAAAGGGGCGGGGGAAGGGGAGAGGCCCCCCCUUGGCUGCAUGAAUCCAACUCUGGUCCCUUCUGUUUCCACCUACGGGGUUCUGCUAACAAUAAAGCCCAAUCCAGCCUCA